AUGCAGAUGCAACUGACCCUGCUGUUGGUGACUGCUUUAGCAACGGUAGGAGCUGCCCCACCUGACCUAGCCUUGCCCGGCUGCCCGAGCAAAUGCGGAAAUGUUUCAAUUCCAUACCCAUUUGGCAUAGGCAAUUCAAAGACGGGUCGCAGGUGUUUCUUGGAGGCAAAAAUGAACUUCACUUGCAACCAGAAUGAUUUAGUGUACGGUAAUGUCCCAAUUGUGAACAUAACCCUAAAGGGUAAAAUGGAAAUGCUAACCUACAUCUCCCAGGUUAGGAAAACGAGGUCAGAUGAAAAAGUAACAGAAAGUACCUGGUCCACAGUUAGUUUACCAGACUAUCCCAUUUCCAGCGAUGAUAACAAAUUCAUAAGUGUAGGGUGCGACACUUACGGCUAUCUCCGGAAUUUUCAUGAAGGUGAGAUAUCUUCAACGGGUUGCUUAAGUAUAUGUAAUAGCACAAAGGAUGUGCCGGCUGAUGGAAACUGCACGGGGGUGGGGUGUUGCCAGGUUGAUAUUCCUCGAGGAAUGAAGAAUAUUAGCGUGCGAGCGUAUACCUUUGACAAUUUCAGUGACACGUGGGAGUUUAAUAACUGUAGCUUAUCCUUUGUUGUCAAAAAAGAAAACUACAGCUUUUCUGUGGAUCAUUUGAAAAGUGUCCCGUUCGAGAUGGCUCCGUUAAUUGUUGAUUGGAAUGUUGGACAUGAUACAUGUGAAAAUGCAAAGCUUAAAGAUGACUAUGCGUGUAAAAAGAAUAGCCAUUGCGAAGACUCGGCCACUAGAUCUGGUUACCUUUGCCAAUGUAACAAAGGUUUUCAGGGAAACCCGUACCUUAAUGGUUGUCAAGAUAUUGAGGAAUGUAAGACUGAUGAUCAACACAAUUGCGUAAGUAAAGAUAAUUGUCGUGAAAAACAAGGGUCUUUCGAAUGUUUCUGUCCUGAGGGACAAAUCGGGAAUGGAACGAGAGAAAGUGGAGGAUGCCGACAAAAGCAGCGAGAUGAUAAAUUUACCAAGGUUGCCACUGGUGUAGGUGCAGGAUUAAUGGCUUUACUUUUUGGGAGUUCUUGGUUAUACCUGAUAUACCAAAAAAGAAAACUCAUCAGAUUAAAGGAGAGGUUCUUUCGGCAAAAUGGUGGUAUCAUUCUGAAACAACAACUCUCAGUAAUAGAAGACUCGUCCCAGUCUACUAUGAUUUUCACAUCAGAGCAACUUAAGAAAGCCACCAACAAUUAUGACGAAAGCAUGAUCAUCGGUUCAGGAGGUUAUGGUACAGUUUUCAAAGGUUUUCUUUCAGAUCAUAGGAUUGUUGCUGUCAAGAAAUCCAAAGUAGGGGAUCAGAGCCAAAUUGAGCAAUUCAUUAAUGAGGUGGUUGUGCUAUCACAAAUUAAUCAUAGAAAUGUGGUCAAACUCUUGGGUUGUUGUUUAGAGACAGAAGUUCCUUUAUUGGUCUAUGAAUUUGUUAACAAUGGUACCCUUUUUGAUUACUUACACAAAGGCAAGGAAACAACUAAUGUAUCUUGGAAAACUCGUUUAAGGAUAGCAGCAGAGGCAGCGGGAGCAUUAUCAUAUUUGCAUUCAGCAGCCUCAAUACCCAUCAUCCAUAGAGAUGUCAAAACUGCCAACAUCCUCUUAGAUGACACUUACACUGCCAAAGUGUCUGAUUUUGGAGCUUCAAGAUUGGUUCCACUUGACCAUACUGAAAUAGCCACAAUUGUGCAAGGAACUUUUGGCUACUUAGACCCAGAGUAUAUGCAAACUAGCCAAUUGACUGAGAAAAGUGAUGUUUAUAGCUUCGGGGUAGUGCUUGUAGAAUUGCUUACUGGGGAGAAGCCUUUUUCUUUUGAUAAGACAGAAGAGAAAAGAAGUCUUGCUGUGCACUUUCUAUCUUGCUUGAAAGAGGAUCGCUUGCUUGAAGUUAUUCAAGUUGACAUUUUGAAUAUAGAAAAUAAAGAACAGGUCAUGGAGGUUGCUAUUCUUGCUUCCAGGUGCUUGAGACUUAGAGGGGAUGAAAGACCUGGCAUGAAGGAAGUGGCAAGGGAGUUAGAUAGAAUAAAACUCGUGGAAGAGCACCCAUGGACCAACACAAACCAAGAGCAUGAGGAGAUCCAAUACUUACUUCACGAGGCACAUAGCAUUCGUGAACAUGGUGAUAGUAGUGACCAACAAAAUACUGGAUAUGACAGCUUGAGAGAUCAUGUAUUGAUUGCCAUGGAUGAUGGAAGAUGA
Molecule: messenger RNA, 2226 nt
Organism: Abrus precatorius (Indian licorice)
Lineage: Eukaryota; Viridiplantae; Streptophyta; Magnoliopsida; Fabales; Fabaceae
Product: putative wall-associated receptor kinase-like 16
Exons: 3
Coding region: 1-2226 (741 amino acids)
Biological process (GO): protein phosphorylation; cell surface receptor signaling pathway
Cellular component (GO): plasma membrane
Molecular function (GO): ATP binding; protein serine/threonine kinase activity; polysaccharide binding
Source: RefSeq, a predicted model, not a curated record